AUGUUGACAAAGAAGCACAAGUACAUUCACCAGGAAAAUAUAGUUGUGGAGGGUAAUUGCAGUGCUGUGAUUCAGAAAAUCCUCCCACCAAAGAACAAAGACCCUAGGAGUGUGGCCAUUCCUUGUUCAAUAGGUGAAGUCACAGUGGGAAAAGCUCUCAUUGACUUGGGAGCCAGUACCAAUCUGAUGCCACUUUCUAUGUGCAGAAGACUGCGAGAGUUGGAAAUCAUGCUUACCAGGAUGACUUUACAAUUGGCUGACUGCUCCAUCACCAGACCAUAUAGGGUAAUUGAAGAUGUUUUGGUUAGAGUAAAACAUUUUACCUCCCCAGAAGAUGUUAUUGUAAUGGAUAUCAGGGAAGAUAAUGACAUUCCCUUAAUCUUGGGAAGGCCAUUUAUGUUAACUGCAAGUUGUGUAGUUCAUAUGGGAAGAAAGAAACUAGAAUUGGGAUUUGAAGAUUAG
Glycine soja is the source of this 462-nucleotide messenger RNA. RefSeq lists its product as uncharacterized. The record is from RefSeq and is a predicted model, not a curated record. Lineage: Eukaryota; Viridiplantae; Streptophyta; Magnoliopsida; Fabales; Fabaceae. Bases 1 to 462 code for a protein of 153 amino acids. The transcript has a single exon.